Entrophospora candida is the source of this 1173-nucleotide messenger RNA. Lineage: Eukaryota; Fungi; Glomeromycota; Glomeromycetes; Entrophosporales; Entrophosporaceae. The record is from the annotation of a GenBank genome assembly.
AUGUCACCACAUAAAGACGUUUCAAUUGUCGCAAUAAACACAAUAAAACAAAAAAAUGAAAAAGACACUACAAAUAAUUUUCCAAGACUUAAUUUGAAAUUUAAUGAACUUGAUGAAAUGGUGGAUUCUCAAAUCGUUUUCGAGUUUGGUGGACCAUGGGGAGUUACUGCAAUGAUGAUCGGUUUUCCCAUCCUAAUGUAUUAUUUAUGGGGAUGUCUACAGUUUAAUCGCGGGAGAUUGGAGUCACCUUUGAAUGAAAAAUUAUGGACAUCGAUAAUACAAGGCUCAACACCAACUUUUUAUGCAGCUAAAAUCUAUAUAACAUUUUGCGUUUUUGAAUUUUUUUUGGCUUAUGUUGUUCCAGGACCUAUAGUUAAGGGAGCACCUGUUUCUUCAUUGAAAGGAAAACAAUUGGAUUAUCUUUGUAAUGGAGUUUGGUCAUUUUAUGUGACUAUAUUUACAUCAUGUCUACUUCAUUAUUAUGAAUUGUUUAAAUUGACAGACAUUAUUGAUAAUUUUGGACCUUUGAUGAGUGUGGCAAUAAUUUCUGGUUUCUCUAUUACAUUUCUUGUUUAUGCUGCUACAAUAUUUCAAGGCAAGCAAUAUCGUAUGUCAGGAUAUUUGAUGUAUGAUCUUUUUAUGGGAGCUGAAUAUGAAAUGUUUGGUUAUGUCUCAUCAUCUAUGGCAUUUAUGGUAUUUGCACACUUCCUGUAUGUGAAUGCAUGUAUGAAAGGUGAAGAAUGUAUUCCUACAACUUGGGAUAUGACUUAUGAAAAGUUUGGAUUUAUGCUUAUUUUUUGGAAUUUUGCUGGAGUGCCAUUUACAUAUUGUUAUUCUACAUUAUAUCUUCACAUUUCAAGUGUUGAUAAUGGUCGUCCAAUCACUCAUUCAUCAUUUUGGACUUAUUUUUGCUAUGGAAACCUAUUACUUACAAGCGGAUGGUGGGGGAUUGCACGUAAAAUUCAUUAUACAGCUGAUUUGUUAAUGGCUUUUGAUUGGGGGUUCAUCACUGGAUUUAAUACGCUUAUUCCAUUUUUCUAUCCAGUUUUCUUUGUUGUUGUAUUAACUCAUCGUGUUACUAGAGAUAUGGAAAGAUGUUCCAGAAAAUAUGGAAACGAUUGGCAAGAAUAUUGUAAACGUGUACCAUAUAUUUUUAUUCCUGGAAUCUAUUAG